This is a messenger RNA of Octodon degus (degu), 713 nucleotides long. RefSeq names its product troponin C1, slow skeletal and cardiac type (gene Tnnc1). The coding region runs from base 41 to 526 and encodes 161 amino acids. The record is from RefSeq and is a predicted model, not a curated record. NCBI's taxonomy places the organism in Eukaryota, Metazoa, Chordata, Mammalia, Rodentia, Octodontidae. Gene Ontology annotation, molecular function: calcium ion binding. The transcript is spliced from 6 exons. Gene Ontology annotation, cellular component: myosin II complex.
UGGUUGGCAACCCCAGCAGCCUGCCCUGUGAACCGCUGACAUGGAUGACAUCUACAAGGCUGCGGUAGAGCAGCUGACAGAAGAGCAAAAAAAUGAAUUCAAAGCGGCCUUCGAUAUCUUUGUGCUGGGUGCUGAGGAUGGCUGCAUCAGUACCAAGGAGCUUGGUAAGGUGAUGAGGAUGCUGGGCCAGAACCCCACACCGGAGGAGCUGCAGGAGAUGAUCGACGAGGUGGAUGAGGAUGGCAGCGGCACGGUGGACUUCGAUGAGUUUCUGGUCAUGAUGGUUCGGUGCAUGAAGGAUGACAGCAAAGGGAAGUCCGAGGAGGAGCUGUCCGACCUCUUUCGCAUGUUUGACAAGAAUGCUGAUGGCUACAUCGACCUGGAGGAGCUGAAGAUGAUGCUGCAGGCGACGGGAGAGACCAUCACGGAGGAUGACAUCGAAGAGCUUAUGAAGGAUGGUGACAAAAAUAAUGAUGGCCGGAUUGACUAUGAUGAGUUCCUGGAGUUCAUGAAGGGUGUGGAGUAGAAACUGACCUUCUCUCAGGGCAGCCAAGCCCCAGCUUCCAUUCCAGCCAGGCCCAGGGUGGGCGCACAGGGCUGGGGUCCCCAGGCCCUGAGCAUGGAUGUAUCCUUAAUCCCUGAUCCUCCUUGACUCCUUCCCUCACUCCUGUCCUGGGAAGUAUAAAUAAAGCCUUGUUCCGGGAGACCUGGCA